CAGCCUCCUUUUAUCUGAUACAUAACAGGUGCAAAAUAAUCUCGCAGUGUAAUGGUAACGGCGGCUUCGACGAUGACAUCGUCCCAAGUCCCGUAUGGAUCCGAGAAAUGGCUUCCCUUACAGGAACCGUCCAUGUUGGUAGUACCAGCUAAAGUGACGAUCCGAUAGUUGGUGGCAUUGAGGAGCAAUCCAAUGAUAGAGACGGAAUUCCCAGAACGAUAGAACCCGUUUCGUGUAGACGAGCGCAUUUGUGUUGGUCAAGUUCUAGUAGAUAUUUUCUAUGACCUCCACGCACCAUGGAGAUAUGUGCAUUUCGCAAUGGAAUAUUUGUCGAUCGAUUUCUAUCUUGCAGCAAAUGACGCCUAUCUGCGAGUAAUCGGCGACUUGCAGCAAUAGUUGGGUCGGGAAUCCGUGAUAUGGCAUUCGCCUAUGUCCAGCAAAGAUACAGUAGUUACAUUGAAUGACGUCCCUCCGCAAUCAUAUCCAAAUAGACCGGAGGCAGUCUUAAUCAGAAGUAGCACCAAGGAUAUGGUGAACAUUUGUUCAGAAUACUUGAUUGAAAGAGUCAGCGUUAAAUUUCAAAUGAUGGAUAGAGCUUACGUUAUCAGAAAACAAUUUCCAUUAUCAUUAAAUUAUGGAAUCACUAUUCAUAAAAGCCUAGGUAAGUACAAAAUGCUAUUGGACAUUGGUAAUCUGUAUUUAAUGCAGGACAAGUUUAUUGCUUUGUCACGAGUAACAUUUAGAGAAGAUUUUUUAAUUAAUUAUGAUCCCUCAUCUAUAAAAGCUAGUGAAGUGCAAUUAUUGAAUAUAAUCGAUUAA
This is a messenger RNA of Pogonomyrmex barbatus (red harvester ant), 819 nucleotides long. RefSeq lists its product as uncharacterized. NCBI's taxonomy places the organism in Eukaryota, Metazoa, Arthropoda, Insecta, Hymenoptera, Formicidae. The record is from RefSeq and is a predicted model, not a curated record.